CAGUUGUACUUUUCAAAUGAAAAUUCUUAUCAUUUCAUAGUGAAAGCCUCUUCCAACCUAUCUGUCCGUCAGGUGUUCUUUCAAUCGAUUUCGACCCAGAUAUUAUUUCUAAAGCUUUCUUGUUCUACCUACGUCUCUUGUUAUAUUACGUUUCCCGCAUGAAUCAUCCGGUCUUCACAUAGUUUUAUUCGGUAUUUUAUUUGCAUUUCAAAGGUGAAUCAAUCUGUGCACUCAACAUUUCUAAUAUUACAAAAAAUGUCAAAACAACAGGAACAGGAUACCCCAAGCUUUGGGGAAAUUCGUCAGCGGCUUCAAGCUGGUGAAGAUUUUGAUUUAGCACAUCGGCUGCAAGAAAGGGAAUAUGAGAUGUACUACAAUCAUAAUCGUAAUGUGAAUGGAACGAUAGUGGGUGAUAGAAAGAAGACGAGAGAGGAACAGAUUGCUGAAGAUGAACAUGCAGCUUCAUUGAGACGGCUAGGACAUGCCGAAAGAAGCAUGUCAGAUGAAGAAUAUGCAAGACAAUUACAAGAAGAAAUGGAUCGAUUGGAUGCAUCAAUUCAAAUGGAUAAAGAAGCUCAAUUGAGAGAAGAUGCAAGAAUGGCAUGGCUACUGCAACAAGAAUCUUCAGCUACUCCUGCUCCAUCAAGACAUUCUGGAGAUUUGAUUUCAUUCGAGGAUCAGCCACAACAGUCAUCCAACACAACAACAUCAUCAUCUUGUCAAUCGGCUAAUAACUCAUAAAUCAUGUCAACUUUCGCUUUCAUUGGUCACUGAUAUGCGCUCUUUUCAAUGUGUAAUUUCUUUAAUGAACACAUAUUCUUGUU
Caenorhabditis elegans is the source of this 824-nucleotide messenger RNA. RefSeq lists its product as uncharacterized. The record is from RefSeq and is marked reviewed. The transcript is spliced from 5 exons. Bases 256 to 741 code for a protein of 161 amino acids. NCBI's taxonomy places the organism in Eukaryota, Metazoa, Nematoda, Chromadorea, Rhabditida, Rhabditidae.